AUGGCCCGCUGGGGCCCGGCGCAGGAGCCCGGGUGGGGGCCCGAGGCCUGGCAGCCGGUCCCGCCGCAGCCCCACGGUCCCCCCCCCGGGCAGGGGGAGAAGGCGACGGCGGUGCCCGAGAUCUCGCUGUGGACGGUGGUGGCGGCGGUGCAGGCGGUGGAGAGGAAGGUGGAAUCGCAGGCCCGGCGGCUCCUGAGCCUGGAAGGGAGAGCGGAGACGGCGGAGAAGAAAGUGUCCGGGCUGGAGAAAGCGGUGCUGGAUUUCGGCAACCGGCUGGAACGCAAAUGGGCCGCCUUGGCCGCCCUGGUGCAGGAGAACACGCGGCGGCUGGAGCACGUCGAGCGCCAGCUCCAGCACAGCGGCCGCUGGGCAACCAGGCCCGGGCCGGGACCCGGCGGGGACGAGCCCAAGGUGCCAGCGGCGUGCGCGGAUGAGGCGGCGGGUUUGCCGGAGCCGGAGUGGGGCAGGGCGGAGAGCCGGCAGAAGGAGCUCUGCAGGGUGGCGACGAAGGGGAGCGGCGAGGCUGUGGUCUCCCUUGGGUCUGGGGACGCCAGCUCCAAACCCGCUGCGCCGCCGCCGGCCGAGGACGGGGAGGAUUCGGGUGCGAGGACCCACCUGCUGUCGGAGAAGGGAGCGGUGUCGGGGCACCUCGGCGGGGGUGAGAAGAUCGUCAUCAAGACCGAAGAGCAGCAGCCCCAGGAGGAAGGAGCUGAACUCCUGGCUCUGCCGCAGGCACCCUCGGGGAGGCUGGAGGAGGAGGUUCCCCUGAGCCAGGAGCAGCCGGUGCCCUGGCAGAGCCACGCCGGCUUGGACGAGCAGAAGGCGGCAGGAGAGGCCUUCGGGGACUUCUGCAAACACGGGGCCGCCCAGCCUGAAUUCAAGCCCGUGGUGGUGCCGGUGGAAGCUCACCCUGCCCCGGGUUUGCCUUUCCCGGCGGAGCACGUGCUCGGCGUGGGGACUGACCAGCCCUUCGCCCUGCCCCAGGGAAUGCCGCUGGGAGAAGACGUGACCACGGAGACGGCCUCGUCGCAGCCCACCUUGGAGGAGCUUCGUCCCUGCGCCGUGGGGGAAGAGCCCCGCGCGCUCCCCUUGGGCUGGAAGAGCGUCCGGCUGAAGCGCAACCUCCUGGCGCGGCAGCAGAGCCACCAGGCGAGGAAGAGCAACGGCUCCUUCAUCUGCACGGCCUGCGGCAAGAGCCUGGCCCACCACGCCGCGCUGCUGCGGCACCAGCGCCUGCACACGGGCGAGCGGCCCUUCCAGUGCCCUGCCUGCGGGAAGAGCUUCAACGAGAAGUCCAACCUCAACAAACACUACCGCAUCCACACCGGGGAGCGGCCCUACCGCUGCCCGGCCUGCGGCAAGGGCUUCAUCCAGAAGCACCACCUCCAGAAGCACCAGCGCAUCCACGGGGUGCAGCUGCGGGGCGGGUGGGCCGGCCGGCCGGCGCGGGCCAGUGCCGCCGGGGAGCGGCUCUACCGUUGCAUCGAGUGCACGGAGAGCUUCCCCCAAAAAGCCUCGCUGGAGGAACACCAGCGCCGGCACACCCAGCAGCGGCCCUUCCAGUGCAACGGCUGCAGCAAGAGUUUCCGGCACCGGCAGUCUCUGAACCACCACCAAAAAGUUCACGCCGUGGCCAGCUCGCCUGCCGUCAGCUUGCCCAUCCACGAGACCAGCCCCUGCAAAGCUUUGACCCAGGAUAAUCCGUAGCGCGAGGGCUGGAGAAGGGAAGGGGCGGCGUUUCUCCGGGCUGCUCCGCAGAGGUGCAGCAGCCUGCGACGACGGCACACGCCCGGCAGCUGGUGUGGCACCGCCGUGGGGCUCGUGGCACCGCCGUGGGGCUCGUGGCACUGCUGUGGGGCUCCGCACCGCUGGGUCUCCAGGAGGAGGAGGAUGGAGGCAGGUUGAUGUGCUGCGCGGGCAGGAAAACGCGCCGGGGGUGAAGAGACUGGCCCAAGAGGCAACGGAGAAGGUUCAGUAGCCGGGGCUGAGCCAGGUUGUGCCGCUGCCCCGUGGAAGAGGGAUUCGGCUGAGGAGCCGGAUUCGGCUGCGUCGGGUCCGGCGGGGCGGGCAGCGGCGCGGUCGAACUCAGGGUUAUUCAGACACUACCAGCGUGGAGGGGGCGCUGGGUGGCCCGGGAAGGGGCUGUUGCGGCCGGGCAGCAGCCGGGGUCAUCGUGUUGUCCCCAAAGCAUCAAUCAGACGAGCCGGGAAGAGACUCGGAUAAA
Chroicocephalus ridibundus (black-headed gull) is the source of this 2224-nucleotide messenger RNA. RefSeq names its product zinc finger protein 398-like. Gene Ontology annotation, biological process: regulation of transcription by RNA polymerase II. Lineage: Eukaryota; Metazoa; Chordata; Aves; Charadriiformes; Laridae. The record is from RefSeq and is a predicted model, not a curated record. Gene Ontology annotation, molecular function: RNA polymerase II cis-regulatory region sequence-specific DNA binding; DNA-binding transcription factor activity.